AUGGCUUCACUCAUGCCUCUACCGCCGUUUGCCCCAGCCUCUGAAUCAUGGGACUCCUACCUUGCUCGGUUUGCUUGCUUCCUCCAAGCAAACGAGCUGAUGGAAGUGUCAGAGGAGCGUAAGCGGGGCCUAUUCCUCAGCCUCUGUGGGCCUGAGGUAUUCAAGACGGCCCGAGCAUUGGUUGCGCCAGUAGCAGUCCAGGCAGUGCCGUGGGACACGAUUCAAGAGAAGCUCUGCAACCACUACAUGCCUAAACCGUCCAAGAUUGCUGCCCGCCAUGCGUUCUACCAUCGGAACCAGGCAGAGGGGGAGUCAACCAACAACUCCACGGCUGCCCUCCAACAGGCUGCAUUGCACUGUGAGUUCCGAAACUUAGACUAUGCCCUGAUGGAUAGAAUCGUCUGUGGGGUCCAGGACAUCCGUCUGCAACAGGGUCUCCUCACCAAGCCAGACCUCACACUGCAGAAAGCCAUUGAGGAGGCCGCGGCCUCGGAAGCUGCUGAACUAUCCGCCCAGGAGAUCUGCAAGGCCAGCAGCCCGCGUCUUGCUAGGAAGCCAGUUCCAGUGCAUCACCAAGAUGCCAGCAGUGACGAGGCAUCCUCCAGUGAAGAUGAUGACAUGCACCAGACAAAGUGGGAGCUCGGGAAGUUCAAACAGAAGUCCAAGGGCCAAUUGGAAUGUGCCAGCUGA
Messenger RNA from Podarcis lilfordi (Lilford's wall lizard), 690 nucleotides. The record is from the annotation of a GenBank genome assembly. NCBI's taxonomy places the organism in Eukaryota, Metazoa, Chordata, Lepidosauria, Squamata, Lacertidae.